AUCUGGGGAUGUGCUGAGCUUUGACAGUUGAACCCGGAGGAUGCGUAUCUUAGUUACUAUGAUAUACGGUGUACGGUAUCCCCCAGGUUUAUAUCAGCGUGACUGGAUGGCCUGACAAAUUGCAGUGACGAGGGAGGACAUGCAGACUCUCAAGAAUGACUGGCUUACGGAUAAUAUUAUUUCCUUCUGGGAGGAAUAUCUGGAGAGGGAGUUCCUCGUUCAGUAUAAGACGUCCAAUAUUGUGCUUCUUCGUCCCAGCAUGUCUUUCAUGCUAUUACAGACGCCGAAUCCUCUCUCAUUGCGUGAGGCCUUACCCGACUUCUCUCGUACAACGCAUGUCUUUCUUCCCAUCAACGAUUGCCGGAACGUGACUGAAGCAGAGGGUGGCUCGCACUGGUCGCUUCUACUGAUAUCCAUUGUUGACGGCGUGGCAUUUCACUAUGAUUCGCUGCCUCCGGGGAACUACUGGGAGGCAAGAGCCGUGACGCAGAAAUUUGGCACGCUUCUCAACCGGCCAAUACGGUUUAUUCAUCUGGAAGAUUCCCCCGUACAGGAAAAUGGCAGCGAUUGCGGCGUCUUUGUAUGCCUGAGUAUGCGGCACCUUCUUCUGAAACGACUGUUAACCGCCAAUGCAAAUGAGAAAGUCAGCAUGAGCUUGGGUGGGAGGAAGGUUGAUGCUCGUGCUGGUAGGAAAGAGAUCGCCAAGAUUAUCGAAGGUUUUCGAAAAGAAGGCGAGAGGCGUCGGUCUCUGAGUCCUAUGGGGAAGAAGUCGUCGAGUCCUCCUCGGAUCGAAUGACGCUAGAGUCAGCAGUAACGCGGGCAUGCUACCCAAAUAUUUGAAUAACGAGGGCGCACCGGAGAACAGGCGCAGGUAUAGGUCAACACAAGGGGGCUGAGAAUUGUUGUUUAUGAUUCUACAUGCAUACGAUGAUAUGAAUUUACCAGUCGUAACAGUGCUUUGAAUGGAUGAUACCUUUUUGUUCUCUCAAGGAGUCUUGAAUUGGGACAACAUUUUUCCUGCUCCUGCCUGCUUCUAACGUCUCACACUUUCCUAGGUAUCAGCGGACUAAUGAGCAGGAUAUGCCUGGCUACGACACGCAAAUGACCGUUAGCUACGUCGACAUCUUUGCAGGUUUACAAGCUUCUGUCGGUUGGAUAUAUGAUGCUGGGCUCCUUGAUUAUCUAUGUUCUCCCAUGCCAUCCCAUGUCAAUC
This is a messenger RNA of Aspergillus novofumigatus IBT 16806, 1213 nucleotides long. RefSeq names its product Ulp1 protease family protein. The transcript has 5 exons. Gene Ontology annotation, biological process: proteolysis. The record is from RefSeq and is a predicted model, not a curated record. The coding region runs from base 140 to 796 and encodes 218 amino acids. NCBI's taxonomy places the organism in Eukaryota, Fungi, Ascomycota, Eurotiomycetes, Eurotiales, Aspergillaceae. Gene Ontology annotation, molecular function: deNEDDylase activity; cysteine-type peptidase activity.